Messenger RNA from Hevea brasiliensis (rubber tree), 570 nucleotides. RefSeq lists its product as uncharacterized. The coding region runs from base 1 to 570 and encodes 189 amino acids. The transcript is spliced from 2 exons. The record is from RefSeq and is a predicted model, not a curated record. NCBI's taxonomy places the organism in Eukaryota, Viridiplantae, Streptophyta, Magnoliopsida, Malpighiales, Euphorbiaceae.
AUGGAUAAAAUCCGAAUUCUAAAGAGUAGGUUAAAAGCAGCACAAGAUAGGCAAAAGAGUUAUGCAGAUUUGAAAAGAAGAGAUAUUGAGUACAAUGUUGGUGAUAAGGUAUUCUUAAAGAUUUCUCCUUGGAAGGGAAUUAUACGCUUUGGUAAGCGUGGAAAGUUAAGUCCUCGGUUUAUAGGUUCUUAUGAGAUUAUAGAGAGGAUCAUACCAGUUGCUUAUCGCUUAGCAUUACCUCUAGAGUUAUCACAAAUCCAUGAUGUCUUUCAAGUAUCCAUGUUAAGAAGAUACAAAAGUGACCCUUCUCAUAUUCUCCAGAAGCAACCAAUCGAGUUGAGAGAAGAUCUAACAUAUGAGGAAGAACCAGUGGAGGUCAUUGAUAGAGAAGAGAAAGUCUUGAGGAACAAAGCAAUUCCUUUUGUUAAAAUUCAUUGGAGCAAUCAUUCAAAGAAAGAAGCUACUUGGGAAAGAGAAGAGGAUAUGCGAGCUCAGUACCUACACUUGUUUGCGCUGUUAGGAGAUGACCCAGCUCCUGUUGUAGAUACUAGGAGUGCUCCAGCGGUCUAA